AUCAAGCAUUCCAGAGAGCCGUGUAAUAAGAGAUGUAUACCGUUCACUUGCCGGUGAUUUUAGCGUGGAACUUACUAUGGCAAAUCAUGAAACCUUUCAAAUGGAUUCUAUAAGAAAAUCGUUGAAGCAUUACAUCUGUUUUUGCAUCCUCUAAAAAUAAAUUGCUUUCACGACACCAGUAAAAAAAAAAAAGAUUACAUUUACUAUCCUGUAAUUUGUGUUUAUGAUCUGUACCGUUUUAUUCUACUAUACGUACUAGAAAAGUUUCGAAAACUAAACGUAUACGUGAAAUUCGAAGGAUAUUUUCUGAUUUUAGCAGCAUUUUUAGCAAUGUAAAACGCUUUGCAACUUAAAUAUCUCUAUUUUUUACUAACUCGGACACAAACCUUCUGUAAUACUUGCAGAACGAUGAAACAAUCCGAAAUUAAUGUUCUAGGGUUCCGUAUAUUUGCAGAAAAGCUAAUAAAUCUAGACUAGAGGAAGGUAUUAAAACAAAACUUAAGGUGCACGUAUAUGCUGUGUGGUACGGUAAGGACAGGACAACGAGAAUUAGCCGGAAGUAGCUCCCUGAAAGCUGUAGGUGUGCAGUGGCACAAGUAAAGCGUGGCAUGACGCAUCCAUCAAGGUCUUCUGAGUCUGGGGCGCAGCUGCUUGCCAGACUCGAAGGAAAACGACGCCUGAAGGGGUUAGAUUUUCACCUUUUUCCUGAUGACUGUAGUCCAGCUCAGGGAGAUGUGGUCGAGUUCCACGGUAUGGAAGGAACAGGCAAGACAGAGACCUUGUACCACCUGGUGACCUCUUGCAUCCUCCCAGGGGAGUUUGGUGGCCUGGAGGUGGAAGUGAUGUACGUGGACACUGACUACCACUUUGACAUUCUGCGCCUGGUGUCCAUCCUGGAGCACCGGCUGCCCCAGGGCUCAGAGGAGAUGCUGCGAGCAUGCCUGUGCCGCAUAUCGGUAGUCCACUGCUCCAGCAGCCUCCAGCUACUGCUCACGCUGCACCAUGUGGAGGGCACACUCCCCGGCCGGCCCUCCCUGAGCCUCCUGGUCAUCGAUAGCAUCUCCGCCUUCUACUGGGUGGAUAAAUACAAUGGGGGGGACAGCAUGGCCCGCCAGGAGGCCAAUCUCCGGAGGAUCGCCGAACUCCUGGAGAAAAUCGUGAAGGAGCACCACAUUGCAGUGUUUGCCACCACUCAUGCCAUCAUGAGGAGUAACUCUGCAGAGGAGGUGGCUGAGGUCGGCGGGACUUCCUGGAAACGCCGCACAGUCGCCCCCAGCGACUUCACUAAGGUCUACCUGUGCAGGCCCUGGCAGAGGAUAGUUACGCACAGGGUGCUGUUUUCGAAAGCGAACAUGACAAAGGACAGGAAGCAGGUGUUCACUGCAGUGUCCUCCAGCGGCAGGACGAACAGCACAAAGCGAUCUUCGUUUUGCAUGACCAAUGCGGGGAUCCAGUUCCUCUGAUGCCACCUUCACUCUGUGUGAUCGAUGGAUGUCUGUGUCAGAUGCCUGAUGUCCAGUGUUUCUCAACCCAGUCCUCGGGGACCCUCAGAUAGCCCACAUUUUCACUCUUUCCCAGGUCCUAAUACACUAACACACCUGAACCAGGUAUUUGGUGUUCUUCAUUGGCUGGGAGCUGGGAGGGACAAAAAAAAAUGUGGACUGGCUAGGGGUCCCUGCGGAUUGGGUUGGGAAACUGCUGUAGCAACAUUUUUGGUUCAGUGUUUUUUUUUUUUUUAUUUACAAACAUGUUAAUGCUUAUUUUUUUAACUAUUAUUUGUUUAAAUUGAUAGCUGAAUGCUGUAGGACAGACUGGGUGAAGCAGAGAACAUUUGAGGACCUAAAUAUGUAAAAUAAAUGGAAAUGAUCCCUGUUA
This is a messenger RNA of Paramormyrops kingsleyae, 1875 nucleotides long. It is a transcript of the gene xrcc2, whose product is annotated as X-ray repair complementing defective repair in Chinese hamster cells 2. The record is from RefSeq and is a predicted model, not a curated record. Gene Ontology annotation, cellular component: centrosome; replication fork; Rad51B-Rad51C-Rad51D-XRCC2 complex. NCBI's taxonomy places the organism in Eukaryota, Metazoa, Chordata, Actinopteri, Osteoglossiformes, Mormyridae. Gene Ontology annotation, molecular function: four-way junction DNA binding; ATP binding; ATP-dependent DNA damage sensor activity. Gene Ontology annotation, biological process: DNA strand invasion; double-strand break repair via homologous recombination.